Molecule: messenger RNA, 1663 nt
Organism: Benincasa hispida (wax gourd)
Lineage: Eukaryota; Viridiplantae; Streptophyta; Magnoliopsida; Cucurbitales; Cucurbitaceae
Product: Cation efflux family protein
Biological process (GO): monoatomic cation transport; transmembrane transport
Cellular component (GO): membrane
Molecular function (GO): manganese ion transmembrane transporter activity
Source: RefSeq, a predicted model, not a curated record
CAAAACUUUUCAAUUUGCAGUUAAAAAGGCGCAUCUCUUUCUCUGCCUUUCUGAUCGUUUCUCUGAGAUCAGCUGCAUUGGUUUUGCAGCUUCGUUUCUCGAUUGGCAGAGAGGAGGACGGCGAUUCUUCUCGGUGUUGGAGCUCGCCGGAAAUAACAACAAAUGGACGGAAGUUCGGAUUCCAGCCCCAAGGCUGCGUUGUUGGGAGGCUCGGUGAACGGCGGCAGCGGUAGACGCGGCCGACUCAGUCGGCGAUACUCGGUGAACUCUCUGCGGAGCGAGUUCAUUUCCAGAUUGCCUGAAAAACUCAGGUCUCGUAUUCAAGACGCUGAAUCUCCAUACGAUAUUGAUCUUUCGCAGUCGAGUGGAUUCAGCAGAGGGGAAAAGGACUACUAUGAGAGGCAACUUGCUACCUUAAAAUCAUUUGAGGACGUUGACUCAUUGGUAACAUCUGACUGCAUUGAUGAGGAAGACAUGGAAGAACGAGCUCAGCAAGAGAGGGCCAUGAAGAUCUCAAAUUAUGCGAAUAUAGUACUUCUUUUAUUGAAGAUUUAUGCUACCAUUCGGAGUGGAUCCAUAGCCAUUGCUGCAUCAACAUUGGAUUCCUUACUUGAUCUCAUGGCUGGCGGAAUACUUUGGUUUACUCACUUGUAUAUGAAGCAAGUAAAUAUUUAUAAAUAUCCGAUUGGAAAGCUGAGGGUACAGCCAGUAGGCAUUAUUGUAUUUGCUGCUGUCAUGGCUACACUAGGCUUUCAGGUAUUGCUUCAAGCAGUAGAACAACUAAUUCAAGAUAAACCAUCUGAAAGUCUAUCGUCAGAACAAUUCAUCUGGUUGUGUGCAAUUAUGACCUUUGCCACAGUAGUAAAACUUGCCCUCUGGUUAUACUGCAAAAACUCAAGAAAUGAUAUUGUGCGCGCUUACGCGAAGGAUCAUUACUUCGAUGUGGUAACAAAUGUGGUUGGAUUAGUUGCAGCUAUUCUUGGUGAUAAGAUCUUUUGGUGGAUAGAUCCGGUUGGUGCUAUUGCCCUAGCCAUAUAUACAAUUUUAAAUUGGUCUGGAACUGUGUGGGAAAAUGCAGUUUCACUCGUGGGGAAAUCAGCCCCUCCUGAAGUCUUGCAAAUGUUGACGUAUCUUGUCAUUAGGCAUCCUGAAGUCAAGCGCGUUGAUACAGUUCGUGCUUACACCUUCGGUGUUCUUUAUUUCGUUGAGGUGGACAUUGAACUUCCGGAGGAGCUGCCAUUGAAAGAAGCACAUGCCAUUGGAGAGACGUUGCAGAUAAAGAUUGAAAAGCUUCCAGAAGUUGAAAGGGCAUUUGUUCAUCUUGACUUUGAAUGUGAGCAUAAACCAGAGCAUUCCAUCCUUAGCAGAUUACCAAACACUCAGCCCUAAGAUCUUUUCUUAGUAUUUUGUUCCUUAAAUCCCCUCUUCACUUGUUAUGUUCUGUCUCAUGUUUUUGCAUGUAUAUUUUCAAUCACAUCAAAUUAUCUCUCCCUUCUUUCAAGUUUAUUUUGGAUUCUUUCCUUUAGAUGUGCUUCUUCUUUUUUUUCUUUUCCUUCUUUUGUGCAAAAGUGUAGGUUUAGAAAUACGACCUUACUUGAAUAGGAUUUGUUCUAUAGGUUGUACAACCAUGUCUUUGAGUUUUUAAAGAAAUACGUUUGAUUAA